This is a messenger RNA of Mucor mucedo, 855 nucleotides long. Its product is annotated as autophagy protein Apg5-domain-containing protein. Gene Ontology annotation, biological process: nucleophagy; cellular response to nitrogen starvation; autophagosome assembly. Gene Ontology annotation, cellular component: phagophore assembly site membrane; Atg12-Atg5-Atg16 complex; cytoplasm. Bases 1 to 855 code for a protein of 284 amino acids. The transcript is spliced from 6 exons. The record is from RefSeq and is a predicted model, not a curated record. Lineage: Eukaryota; Fungi; Mucoromycota; Mucoromycetes; Mucorales; Mucoraceae.
AUGUCCUUAUUUGAUUUAGAGAUUUCAAAAAAUAUAUGGAAUGGAAAAAUACCAUUAAAGAUAACCCUCGACCCAACCGAAACAGACAUGUAUGGCAAUGACAAAGUCUGGGAUCCAGUUUACCUAGAAGUACCGAGAUGUUCAUACCUUCCGCUCGUAACUAGACAAAUACAACAAAUUUAUACAGGUCUUGGUAUGCAAGUACCCGAAGAUGCCUUUUUAUCUGUUUGGUAUGAAGAUUCAAAUAAGCAACCGCUUAAAUGGCAUUAUCCUAUAGGAUUGCUGUUUGAUAUAUAUUCGUCUCUGGAUUUAUUACCGUGGUCAAUUACACUUCGAUUCAAAAACAUACCGACAGAUACCGUAUUAUUGAAGCCCACACCAGAGACAAUGCAGGAUAUGUUUAUGGCGAUGGUUAAAGAGGCAGAUUUUCUUCGCAAUGGCACCACAAAAAAGGUAAUGAAUCUUAGUAAACGUGAUCAAAGUCAGCUAUGGCAAUCACUUGCAUUAGAUCGAUUUGAUGAGUUUUGGGCUGUGAACCGACAACUGGUGGAAUACUCAAAUAGUAGCCUUCGUAAUAUACCGCUUCGGAUUUACUUGCCAGACAAUUGCCCUGUAAUUCAAGAACCUGUUUCAUUCUAUGGAGAUUCAGAAAAACAAGAGACACUUACGGUCAAGGAUGUUCUAAGAAAGUUAAUACCUGAUUUGUUUGUAUCCGAAGAAACAUUGCAUCUCAUUUCUAUUCUUGUCCAUGGCGUGGAGUUGCCUCUGGAUACUCCCAUCAGUUGGGCUUAUGAAAACCUCUCUUUUGCAGACAACUUUCUUCAUGUAGUUGUGAUAUCCAAACCUAUCGGUUAA